GUCUGCAGGCUGUUCCAUGCACACAGCCAAGCAUUCCCAAUGACAGAGGUGUUUUCAGUCACACCUGAAUUGGGUGUUUUGGUACAGAUUAUAUGAAUGGCCCUUUCUCAAGCCAGACCUCUGGGGCACUCCACUAAUAAUAAUAACUCUCAUUAUGGCAUUGCUCAUUGACCGGGUGCAUUAGUACACUUAGGGUAAGUAAUUCUCAGAAUCCCGGUCUCUCUGCCUCUGCAAACAGUGCUGUAUGGAUCUCAAUGGCUUGUCAGCUUCCUUGCAGGAUUUUUGGAAUUGGCGCUGUUGAAAGACUCCCAAAUUGUUCCAAACUGCUGGCUCAAGGCUGUGCUGCUCACUUGGAAGCAGUGGUGCUGUAACAGUGCACCCAAAACAGAUGUGCUCAUGGAACUGUGUCUGCUGUGAGGUGCUUGUCCCAGAGCUGCAGCAGCAGUUUAAUUGGCUUUCUGUCAGCGCUGCUGACAGCUCACAUGCUGAUGGAACUACUCUGGCUUCCUUUGAUUAACCAGUAAUUUCUUCUCUCAUAUAUUCAAGGAACGUGUGAAGUAAGCAGACAUAUUUGGGAUCAACCUGAGUCUUUUCUACACGUGUAGGACUUCUCGGUGGGUGGCUUUCUGAUCUGCCUGUGUUUAAAUGCCACACAUUUGGAAAUAAUAGCAACCCUAGCACUCCCACAGCGUGAAAUUACACACAUAUGCAUCAUCUCAUAAUAUAUAUAAAAUGCCAACGUUGAUCUCUGACAGUUUGUAGAUGGUAUUUGCAAUGUAAACUGUAUGGUAAUGACUUUUUGGGGAAAAAGACUGCUGGAACAUAAAGUGAUUUUGUUAGGCUAAAUGUGGUUCUCACUGCCCAAGUUCUCAUGGCUCUCACUGAAGUCAGGCUUGUGCAUCGUUAUGGCAGUGAUAAAUUUGGUCUUGCAUUUAUCUGUUCUUUCUGAGGAGAUGCCAAACAGUGGCAGUGAAUCAGUCUUGGACUGCAUUAUUAUCAGGACGUAUCUCCUGUGGAACAGAAGAGUUGAAAUACUAUAAAAAGUAAAAAGGAGCCUUGAGUUUGACUUCCAGCCUCUGGUUUGGGCACCAUGAGUCUCUGCAGUGCUGUCUUCACGAUGGGAGUGAACAAUGACAAAGUUACUGAAUGUCUGGAGUAGCUUUUUUCCUGUCUGACUUUCCCAGUUCUUUCCACACAUUCAAGAUUGUAUUUUAUAACAGUAGACAAUGUUAUUAGCUCAGAUAAACCGAGACUCUCAGGGAAUGACUGAAUUUUCUGGAGGAGGAAUGGAGGCCCAGCACGUGACUCUGUGUCUGACAGAAGCUGUAGCUGUGCAAGGUGAACCUUCAGAUGGGGAUAACUUGGAAAACAUGGAAGGUGUAAGUUUGCAAGCAGUUACCCUGGCUGAUGGCUCCACUGCUUACAUACAGCACAAUUCUAAAGAUGGUAAAUUAAUGGACGGCCAAGUGAUUCAAUUAGAAGAUGGUUCUGCUGCUUAUGUUCAACAUGUACCUAUGCCUAAAAGCAGGGACAGCUUGCGUCUGGAGGAUGGACAGGCAGUUCAGCUGGAAGAUGGAACUACAGCAUUUAUUCAUCACACCUCGAAAGACAGUUAUGACCAGAGUGCGUUACAAGCUGUCCAGCUGGAGGAUGGAACCACUGCCUACAUCCACCACACGGUGCAAAUGCCCCAGUCAGACACCAUUUUAGCCAUUCAGGCUGAUGGCACCGUUGCAGGUCUUCACACAGGAGAUGCUGCCAUCGACCCGGACACCAUCAGUGCUUUGGAGCAAUAUGCAGCCAAGGUGUCUAUUGAUGGAAAUGACAGUGUUAGUGGCACAGGAAUGAUAGGUGAAAAUGAACAAGAUAAAAAAAUGCAGAUUGUCCUGCAAGGACAUGGAACAAGAGUGACUGCAAAAUCUCAGCAGACUGGAGAGAAAGCCUUUCGCUGUGACUAUGAUGGCUGUGGCAAACUGUACACAACAGCUCACCAUCUUAAGGUGCAUGAGAGGUCACACACAGGAGACAGACCAUAUCAGUGUGAACAUCCUGGAUGUGGCAAAGCAUUUGCAACAGGGUAUGGGUUAAAAAGUCAUGUCCGAACACACACUGGUGAAAAGCCUUAUCGGUGCACAGAAGAAAAUUGCACCAAAUCAUUCAAGACUUCAGGAGACCUGCAGAAACAUAUUCGAACCCACACAGGUGAAAGGCCCUUUAAGUGUCCCUUUGAAGGAUGUGGCAGGUCAUUCACAACAUCUAAUAUUAGAAAGGUUCACAUCAGGACACACACAGGCGAAAGGCCUUAUUACUGUACAGAGCCAGGAUGUGGGAGAGCUUUUGCCAGUGCAACUAAUUAUAAGAAUCAUGUGAGAAUACACACAGGGGAGAAGCCCUAUGUCUGUACAGUUCCUGGUUGUGAUAAACGUUUUACAGAGUAUUCCAGUUUAUACAAACAUCAUGUUGUACACACUCAUUCCAAACCCUACAACUGUAAUCACUGCGGGAAAACCUACAAGCAGAUUUCUACUCUUGCUAUGCACAAGCGGACAGCUCACAACGACACUGAGCCCAUUGAGGAAGAACAAGAGGCUUUUUUUGAGCCACCUCCAGGUCAAGGUGAAGAUGUUCUCAAAGGUUCCCAGAUAACCUAUGUGACAGGGGUAGAGGGAGAAGAUGUAAUUUCUGCACAGGUUGCUACAGUUACUCAGUCAGGAUUAGGCCAACAAGUGGCACUAAUAUCCCAGGAUGGAACCCAGCAUGUCAACAUAUCCCAGGCAGACAUGCAGGCCAUCGGCAAUACUAUCACGAUGGUGACACAAGAUGGCACCACCAUCACCGUCCCUGCCCAUGACGCCGUCAUCUCUUCUGCAGGAACGCAUUCCGUGGCGAUGGUUACUGCGGAGGGCACCGAAGGACAGCAGGUUGCCAUUGUGGCUCAAGACUUAGCAGCAUUUCACAGUGCCUCCUCAGAAAUGGGACAUCAGCAACACGGGCACCAUUUAGUGACUACAGAAACUAGACCUGUUACAUUGUUGGCUACGUCCAAUGGGACACAAAUUGCAGUACAGCUUGGAGAACAACAGUCUCUGGAAGAAGCCAUUAGAAUAGCCUCCAGAAUACAGCAGGGUGAAACACCAGGGAUUGAUGAUUAACUUCUAAAACUGCUACCAGAACAAUAGAGGGAAAGGUAUUUUAUUUUCAAUCAGCAAAGGUCCAUGCCAGCAGCAAACCAUAAAAACUUUGAAGUCACCCACUCACUGAUACUGUGUACACAUUUUAUGCAAGAGCGAAGAACAUUUUCUAAGUUUUGUGUACAUAACCCUUGGAAUGGACUGACAUCAUCUACUUCCAACCGUUGUGUUCAGGAAUAUGGAAUUAGGAUUAUAUAGUAAACUUCCUUGUUAUCCUUUCAUCAGAUUUCAGACUGGUCUACAAGCAAGUGAAAAAUAGAAGUAUUGGAAUUAAUUUUUAAUGUCAUGUACAAAUAAUGAAGGCAUUACUGAAGAUUUCAGAUGUUUAAAUCACCAUUUCAGGAACCCUUACAAAUAAUAAAGGCAAUAAAGCCUUUUAAAUUGCAUUCCAUCAAUGGAAAAGUCUUGGAUUUUGAGCCUACUACUGUAAAUCUUCGUAUUUUGAUUUGUUUCAUACAGAUUUGAAUACUCUUUAGAUUAUCUACCCCAUCUCAUUCAUUGUAAAUACAGACUGUUAAUGCUGGAAAUGCUAAUUAUAUUAUCUUUAAAUUGGAUUAUGUACAAAGGACAAACUGGUUGUUCAAUAUUAAAGAAAGUAAAUCUAAUGGUUUUGUUUCUUUACAUAUUUUACUUAAGAUGUUACUCUCAGAUUAUUAUGCAAUAAAAUAUAGCAAGAUUGUAUUGUUUAGAUAGGAUGAUAUUGUCGUGUGAUGUAUUGGUUUACUUCCUAAUGAGACUGAAAUUCAAAUUAUUUAUUUACGGCCUUGUAUAAAUUUUUCCAAAGUUUAUUUAUCAUAAACUUAAUUUUUUGACGUUUUAAUUUUGAUCAUAAUCCACUACAGUGUGUUAAGUAAUUAGUGGUAAUAGUUACUUCAAACAUUCUAAAACACUACAAGAAUAAUUUUGACUAAAAAGUAAAGUUACCCGUUCUCAAGAGAAAUAUCUUCAAAUGGUGCAUUUGCAGCAUAAGUACAAGUACUAAUAGUCUAUUUUCAACAGUUCUGAGUGCCUGCUGCUACCAUUCAGUACCUAGGAUAUGCUGAUAAUCAGUGCUUUUGAAAAUCAGGACACAAGUUACUAGAAAAAAGGGAUUAAUUAAUGAUGAUGUAAGUACAAUGUUCCUCUCCAACGAUCGUUCUGUAAAGGAAAAAAAAAUCUGUUGUAGAUAUGUCUUAACACAUACAGCAAAAUGUAACUUUUUUUUAUAUGAAAAGUGUUUCUACUCUUGUCUUGUUAGUAAGCUGGUUAAGCAAGUUAAAAUUUUUUGACUUCCUGUAAGAUUCAGUGCUUAUUUUAGAUGAGUGUUGAGAGCACUUCUGAACCUGAAGCCUCAUUUUUCUUCCUUCUCAAGGGAAGGAAUAAACAUUCUCUGGACAAAGUCUUUAUCAAGUAAUCACAAGCAUUAUGAGGUGCACAUUCUACAUGAAAAAAUAAAGUCCAUUACUCCAUACUUUGAGGUAUUUGACCUCAAAAAGGCCAAAUUUGAAUAGAACGAAGCUAAUUAAUUGUGAAUUACUCUAUUAGUGUGGGUUGCAGCCUUUUAUGUUUUCUACACAGAGGCCAACUGUAAAGUGCAGUGAGAGAAUACUGUAAAGGGGGAUAGAUGGGGACAAAGCAGAGACUAUUCUCUGGAUCUAUUAGAGAGUACAACUUGGAAACAAUUAGGCUGUCUGUAACUUUUGUAUAGGACUGAGGCUGCUUGCUCACUUAGGUGCCAGUUUUCCUGAAGUGUUGUAAAUCUUGAUAUCCCAUGGAGAUAAAUGUACUAUGCAAGGAGGAUUAAUUGCCUGUCAACUAGACCAGUUUCUUAGUACUUACCACCUUUUAGAAAUUAAAGUUGUAUCAUUUGACAUGAACGCUCAA
Molecule: messenger RNA, 5054 nt
Organism: Empidonax traillii (willow flycatcher)
Lineage: Eukaryota; Metazoa; Chordata; Aves; Passeriformes; Tyrannidae
Gene: ZNF143
Product: zinc finger protein 143
Exons: 17
Coding region: 1227-3152 (641 amino acids)
Biological process (GO): regulation of transcription by RNA polymerase II; central nervous system development
Cellular component (GO): PcG protein complex; nucleus; transcription regulator complex
Molecular function (GO): RNA polymerase II cis-regulatory region sequence-specific DNA binding; DNA-binding transcription factor activity, RNA polymerase II-specific
Source: RefSeq, a predicted model, not a curated record